AAGCAGCCAAUCAGCGGGCUGUGUGUCAGGAAGAACCGGCCUCGUCCUCCACCUGCGCCUCGCGCUCUUUUUUCUGGACUUUCUGAUCCUUCAUGCGGUUCGGAUCCGUAUUUAACGGUUCUGCAUCACAGAGUGGAGCCGCAGGAACCGGCGGACGGGUUCUAACCGGAGGAACACCUGUCGCCUCGCAAGCGGAAGUUCCGCUAAACAAAGUGACCGAAACUCCGCCGGACACCUGCUGCAGUCGCGCGGACCGACGUCUGGGUCCUGGAUCUGGACCGAACCGGACUUCAUAGGACUGGGAUGGACCGUUGACGGACCAACUGGUGCGGCUUUCUGGAACAGGGACGAUGUCGGUGAACGAGCUGUACACAAAGUUCACACGGGUGUGGAUCCCGGAUCCUGAUGAAGUCUGGAGGGCUGCAGAGAUCACCAAAGACUACAAGGAAGGAGAUCCAGUUCUUCAACUGCAGCUGGAAGAUGGAACGCCUCUGGAGUACCAGGUGGGUCCAAAGACCAACCCCCUACCGUUCCUCCGGAACCCGGACAUCCUGGUCGGCGAGAACGACCUCACGGCUCUCAGUUACCUGCACGAACCUGCGGUCCUGCACAACCUGAGGGUCCGGUUCCUGGAGUCCAACCACAUCUACACCUACUGCGGUAUCGUGCUGGUGGCCAUCAACCCGUAUGAGCAACUGCAGAUUUAUGGAGAAGAGGUGAUCAACGCCUACAGCGGCCAGAACAUGGGAGACAUGGACCCUCACAUCUUCGCUGUGGCUGAGGAGGCGUACAAGCAGAUGGCCAGAGAUGAGAGGAACCAGUCCAUAAUCGUUAGCGGAGAAUCCGGAGCAGGAAAGACCGUCUCUGCGAAGUACGCCAUGAGAUUCUUCGCCACUGUGGGUGGGUCUGCCAGCGACACCAGUGUGGAGGAGAAGGUCCUGGCCUCCAGUCCCAUCAUGGAGGCCAUCGGGAACGCCAAAACCACCCGGAACGACAACAGCAGCCGCUUCGGGAAGUACAUCCAGAUCGGCUUCAGCAGACACUACCACAUCAUCGGAGCCAACAUGAGGACGUACCUGCUGGAGAAGUCCCGCGUGGUCUUCCAGGCGGAAGAUGAGAGGAAUUACCACAUCUUCUACCAGCUGUGUGCAUCCGCCACAAUACCGGAGUUCAAGGAGCUCAGCCUGACCAGUGCAGAGGACUUCAGCUACACGUCUUUAGGAGAGAACAUCUUCAUCGAGGGCGUGAACGACGCUGACGACUUCAGGAAGACCAGAGAGGCCUUCACUCUGCUAGGCAUCAAGGACAGCAGUCAGAGCAGCAUCUUCAAGAUCAUGGCCUCCAUCCUGCACCUGGGAAACGUGGAGAUCCGCUCGGAGAGGGACGGAGAGUCCUGUCACAUCCCGAGGGACGACCUCCACCUUCAACACUUCUGCAGGCUUCUGGGGGUGGAGCUGCAGCAGAUGGAGCACUGGCUCUGCCACCGCAAGCUGGCCACCACCUCCGAGACCUACGUGAAGAAUAUGUCCGCCAAGCAGGCCGCCAACGCCCGCGACGCCCUCGCCAAGCACAUCUACGCCCGCCUGUUCGACUGGAUCGUUGAGCACAUCAACAGGGCGCUGCAGACGUCGUCUAAGCAGCACUCCUUCAUCGGUGUUCUGGACAUCUACGGGUUCGAGACCUUCGAGGUGAACAGCUUCGAGCAGUUCUGCAUCAACUACGCCAACGAGAAGCUGCAGCAGCAGUUCAACUCUCAUGUCUUCAAGCUGGAACAGGAGGAGUACAUGAAGGAGCAGAUCCCUUGGACUCUCAUAGACUUCUAUGACAACCAGCCCUGCAUAGACCUGAUCGAGGCCCGGCUCGGCAUCCUGGACCUGCUGGAUGAAGAGUGUAAGGUUCCGAAGGGGACGGAUCAGAACUGGGCCCAGAAACUCUACAAGCAGCACUCCAGCAGCGCUCACUUCCAGAAACCUCGAAUGUCCAACACGUCCUUCAUCAUCAUCCACUUUGCAGACCGGGUGGAGUAUCAGUGUGACGGGUUCCUGGAGAAGAACCGGGACACGGUUUACGAGGAGCAGAUCAACAUCCUGAAGGCCAGCCAGUUUCAGCUGGUGGCCGACCUGUUUCACGAGAAGGACGACGUCUCGUCGUCCAAGUCGUCCCGAGUCAACGUUCGGCCGUUGAAGGCGGUCCCCAAAGUUCCCAACAAGGAGCACAGGAAGACGGUGGGACACCAGUUCCGCUCGUCUCUGCACCUCCUGAUGGAGACGCUGAACGCCACCACGCCGCACUACGUCCGCUGCAUCAAGCCCAACGACGACAAGGAGGCCUUCUCGUUCGAUUCCCGGCGAGCCGUGCAGCAGCUGCGGGCCUGCGGAGUCCUGGAGACGAUCCGGAUCAGCGCAGCUGGCUACCCGUCCCGGUGGACGUAUCCGGACUUCUUCAACAGGUACCGAGUCCUGAUGAAGAAGUCUGACAUGAUGGCAGCAGACAAGAAGCUGGUGUGUAAGAACCUGAUGGAGACGCUGAUAAAGGAACCCGACAUGUUCCAGUUUGGAAAGACAAAGAUCUUCUUCCGAGCCGGUCAGGUGGCGUACCUGGAGAAGCUCCGGGCUGAUAAGUUCCGCUCGGCCUGCAUCAAGAUCCAGAAGACGGUCCGAGGAUGGCUGCAGAGGGUUCGAUACCGAAAGAUCCGCAAGUCCGCCAUCACCCUGCAGAGAUACGGCCGAGGAUACCUGGCACGCAGGUACGCGGAGUUCCUGCGUCUGAGCCGGGCCGCCCUCAUCUGUCAGAAACAGUACCGCAUGGUGAGAGAGCGACGGGCGUACCUGAGGGUGAGGCGGGCCACCAUCACCAUCCAGGCCUACACCCGAGGCAUGUUCACCCGCCGCAUCUACUGGGAGUUCCUGCUGCACCACAAGGCCCUGAUCAUCCAGAAGAAUGUGCGUGGCUGGCUGGCGAGGAGGCGGUUCAGACGAGCACGCGGCGCCGCCGUCAUCAUCCAGUGUGCGUUCAGGCGCAUGCACGCCAAGAAGCAGCUGAAGCAGCUGAAGAUCGAGGCGCGCUCUGCAGAACACCUGAAGAAGCUCAACACGGGCAUGGAGAACAAAAUCGUACAGCUGCAGAGGAAGAUGGACGAGCAGUCCAAAGAGCUGAAAGCUCAGAACGAGCACCUGCAGACGACCAACUCCUGUCUGGGGUCAGAGGUCAGCAAGCUGCAGAAGGAGCUGGAGCAGGUCCGGGGGCAGCAGAGCGGAGGAGGCCGGCUGGCCUCGCUGGAGGAGGAGCUGGAGAGGCUGAGGGAGGAGCUGCAGGAGGCCCACGCUCACCGCAAGCAGCUGGAGGAGGAGCACAGCAGCGAGAAGGUGGAGCUCACACAGAGGGUGGAGGAGCUGGAGAAGGAGAACCUCCUCCUGAAGAACGAGAAGGAGGAGAUGAACCGACACAUCCUGCAGCAGUCGCAGAGCUCCAAAGAGGGGGUGAGCAGCGCGUCUCUGGAGUCAGAACUGGACCAGGAGAGGCAGCGGUACCAGAACCUCCUCAAAGAGUUCUCCAGACUGGAGCAGAGAUACGACAACCUGAAGGAGGAGGUGUCUCUCAGCAAGUUCCAGCCCGGCCACCAGAGGAACCCGUCUCUUCAGAGCAGCCUGGAGUCGGACUCCAACUACCCGUCCAUCUCCACCUCCGAGGUCGGAGACUCAGAGGACUGCAUUCAACAGGUGGAGGAGAUGGGGGUGGAGAAAGCCGCCAUGGACAUCAGCCUGUUCAUGAAGCUCCAGAAGAGGGUCCGUGAGCUGGAGCAGGAGAGGAAGAGGCUGCAGGUCAACCUGGAAAAGAUGGAGGAGCUCGCUAAUCGCAAGGGUUCUGAACCAAGGAGUCCGACCUCCAGCCAGGAGACCGCAGACCUGACCUACAACAACCUCAAGACACAGGAGCUGGAAUCAGAGAACAAGAAGCUAAAGAACGACCUGAACGAGCUGAGAAGGAGCGUUGCUGAGCGAGCGUCUCAGAGCAGCUCGUCCAAUGAGCUGCAGGACGGCUACAACCUGCUGAUGAGUCAGCUCAGGGCAGCCAAUGAGGAGCUGGACGCCCGCAAGGAGGAGGUCCUCAUCCUGAGGACUCAGAUAGUGAGCAACGCCCAGCUGCAGGAAAGGAACGAGGACACGGUGCGUGAGGGGGACACUGAGGAGCCGUUGGACAAAGAGGAGGCGCUCCGAGCUUAUCACGGACUGUGUGAGUCCAAAAAGCUGCUGGAGGCCCAGCUGCAGACCCAGUCCAGGCAGCACCAGGAUGAGCUGGAGGCUCUUCACACUCAGAUCGAGCUGCUGAAGGACGACAUUGAGAAGAAACAGGAGAUCCUGACCUACAUGGCGUCUUUGUCUCCGGAGGCUCGGGUAGAGUACAGCGUCCAGCAGGAGAUCACACGGCUCACCAAUGACAACCUGGAUCUCAAGGAGCUGGUGGAGAAGCAGGAGAAGAAUGAAAGGAAGCUGAAGAAGCAACUGAGGAUCUACAUGAAGAAAGUCCAGGAGCUGGAAGCCUCUCAAGCUGCAGCUCUGAGCCCUUCUUCCAAACCUGUGCUGAGCCGUCAGGUGACGGUUCAGAGGAAGGAGAAAGACUUCGAGGGGAUGCUGGAGUACUACAAGGAGGAUGAAGCCCGGCUCAUUAAGACCUUGGUCACAGAUGUCAGACCCAGUCAUGUUUCGGCCACCGUCCCCUGCCUCCCGGCUUACAUCCUCUUCAUGUGCAUCCGCCACGCCGACUACAUCAACGACGACCAGAAGGUGGAGUCUCUGCUCACCUCCACCAUCAACUCCAUCAAGAAGGUCCUAAAGAAGAACGACGACUUUGAGAUGACCUCCUUCUGGUUGGCCAACACCAGCCGCCUCCUUCACUGUCUGAAGCAGUACAGCGGAGACGAGGCUUUCAUGACUCAGAACACGGCCAAGCAGAACGAGCACUGCCUGAAGAACUUUGAUCUGGCCGAGUACCGGCAGGUUCUGAGCGACCUGUCGAUCCAGAUCUACCAGCAGCUCAUCAAGGUGGCCGAGGGCACCAUCCAGCCCAUGAUCGUGUCGGCCAUGUUGGAGAGCGAGAGCAUCCCCAGCCUGGCGAGUGUGAAGUCGAUGGGCUACAGGAACCGUUCAUCCAGCAUGGACACGGACGCCGACGGCCCCGCCAGCUACACCCUGCAGGCGCUGAUCCGGCAGCUGGGCCAGUUCCACGCCAUCAUGCGGGACCACGGACUGGAUCCGGAGAUCGUGGGCCAGGUGGUCCGGCAGCUGUUCCACUGCAUCAACGCCGUCACCCUCAACAACCUGCUGCUGCGUAAGGACGUCUGCUCCUGGAGCACCGGCAUGCAGCUGAGGUACAACACCAGUCAGAUGGAGGAGUGGCUGCGAGCUAACAACCUGUUCCAGAGUAAAGCUGCAGCCACCCUGGAGCCCAUCAUCCAGGCCGCCCAGCUGCUGCAGGUCAAGAAGAAGACGUCUCAGGACGCCGAGGCCAUCUGCUCGCUCUGCAGCGCCCUCACCACGCAGCAGAUCGUCAAGAUCCUGAACCUGUACACGCCCCUGAACGAGUUCGAGGAGCGAGUCACCGUGUCCUUCAUCAGGAACAUCCAGAACCGGCUCCAGGAGAGGAACGAACCCCCUCAGCUGCUGGUGGACACUAAACAAACCUUCCCCGUCCUCUUCCCGUACGCGCCGUCCUCCCUCAGCCUGGAGACACUGCACAUUCCCGCCUCUCUAGGCCUGGACUUCCUGGUCCGGGUCUGACAUCUUGCCGACCUGCUGCCGAUCGGACCACACAGAUUCUGUUUGCGCCGGUCUGCCAUGGCUGUGCUAUCCUCAUCUGUCUUCAUGUCCAGCUGUCCACCGUCAUGUUGGAGCUCUGUGAAGGUCCUCAGUGAACCUCCUGGUUCAGCCCAGAUCUGUCCCUCUGUCUGUCAUUCAUUGUGUCCUGUGAUUGGAGGAGGAGGAGGAGGAGGAGGAAGAUCCCGGACACUCUGUAGAUGUGAGGACUGGAAAACAAGAUUUACACGUGUGAAUGAAUGAAGGUUCUGUUUGUCGACCCGGUUCUGUGAGAUGGUUUUCUGGCUUUGUUCAGUUCAUUUAAAGCUUUAGUCAUGUGGGAUUCUUGCAGAACUCAGGCCAGAACCAGGCUGACCGGGUUCUGACUCCAGUUUGUAGGUCUGAUCUAAGGCCUAGUGGUUUAGAUUUCCACCCAGCAGUGUUUGGUUUGUCCCUCUGAGGCCCCCGUAGGGCCGAGAUGGGCAAUAGAAGCACAGUGGUUCUGGUCCGAGGUUCUGAGUACAUCACUGAUGGACCAUGCCGGAACCAGUUUGAUGUCACACAGCUUUGGUGGUUUCAUUUUGUUGGAGCUUCAGGAACCAGAACCAACUGUGCUGGAAGCUGAACUCGGACUGGACAGAACCCUGAAGCUUGAAGCAGGUCUGGAUCAGUUCUAGGGUGAGAGCAGGUGACCCAAAGUCACAUCAAACCCACUCUCCCACAGCUCAGGACCACGUCCAUAUUUUCUCUUUAGUAAAAUGUUUUUUUUACAUUUUAACAGAACUGUUGCAGAGGGGGAGGGGCUUGUUCGGCCCAAUCAAAGCAGACUGGGCGGGUCUGAAGCGUUACCGUCAUCAAUUAGUCGGGCUCAUGAUGCUGAAGCACGUUUGGGGGUUUCAUACAGAAAGAAUCGGUUCUGAACACAGUCACAUGACCUAUCACACGACCAGCUGAUCAAAUGAUGGAUCAGCUGGUUUGUGUGAAACAGACGUGUAAAUCUUGGUUCUCCAACAGGAAGACGAGGGAGAAUCUGUCAGUUUCUAAUUAACCAUAAAAGCAGGUUAUUGAUUAGAAGCAAGCAGGAAUGCUUCAUGUGUCUGCUGUCAGAAAUCUGAAUAAAAAGAUAUCGGUGGUUUCAUUUCUGUUUUUGUGAUGGGUUUAUUGUGCCGGGACUUUGGUGGAUCUCCAGUUUCUCUUUUCUGUUUGUGUUGUUAUUAAUAUUUGUGGUGACACUAAUUAAAGAAGUUAAAUCCCA
This is a messenger RNA of Melanotaenia boesemani (Boeseman's rainbowfish), 7047 nucleotides long. RefSeq names its product myosin VB (gene myo5b). Gene Ontology annotation, cellular component: myosin complex; actin cytoskeleton; vesicle. Gene Ontology annotation, molecular function: ATP binding; microfilament motor activity; actin filament binding. The coding region runs from base 351 to 5777 and encodes 1808 amino acids. Gene Ontology annotation, biological process: vesicle transport along actin filament; actin filament organization. The record is from RefSeq and is a predicted model, not a curated record. NCBI's taxonomy places the organism in Eukaryota, Metazoa, Chordata, Actinopteri, Atheriniformes, Melanotaeniidae. The transcript has 39 exons.